Messenger RNA from Poeciliopsis prolifica (blackstripe livebearer), 1339 nucleotides. RefSeq names its product claudin-4-like. Gene Ontology annotation, biological process: cell adhesion; bicellular tight junction assembly. NCBI's taxonomy places the organism in Eukaryota, Metazoa, Chordata, Actinopteri, Cyprinodontiformes, Poeciliidae. The record is from RefSeq and is a predicted model, not a curated record. Gene Ontology annotation, cellular component: bicellular tight junction; plasma membrane. Bases 90 to 1241 code for a protein of 383 amino acids. The transcript is spliced from 3 exons. Gene Ontology annotation, molecular function: structural molecule activity.
UUGACAGCGUUUGCAUUCAUCUCUCUGACCGGCCGACCUUUCAACUCGUUUGUCGUCUCUGCUCGGUUCACCCCAACUCAAGCUCCAUCAUGGUGUCAAUGGGACGACAGAUGCUGGGCUUCGUCCUGGCCGUCAUCGGCUUCAUCGGGACCAUCGUCACCUGCGCCCUGCCCAUGUGGAAGGUCACGGCCUUCAUCGGCGCCAACAUCGUGACGGCGCAGAUCAUCUGGGAAGGCUUGUGGAUGAACUGUGUAAUGCAGAGCACGGGUCAGAUGCAGUGCAAGAUCUACGACUCGCUGCUGGCUCUGCCGCAGGACCUGCAGGCCGCCCGGGCGCUGGUGGUCGUCGCCAUCAUCGUCUCCGCCAUGGGAAUCAUCCUGGGCGUCGCCGGAGGGAAGUGCACCAACUUCGUUGAGGAGCCGCGCGCCAAAGUCAGGGUGGCCAUCGCGUCCGGGGUGGUCUUCAUCUGCGCCGGGGUUCUGGUGUUGGUCCCCGUGUGCUGGUCCGCCAACACCAUCAUCAUGGACUUCUACAACCCGUUGAUGACCAACGCUCAGCGUCACAGCCUUUUCUCGAUGGCCUCCAUGGGGUUGCAGAUGGCCGGUUGCGCCUUGGCGCUCUUCGGUUGGAUCGGGGUUCUCGUCGUCUGCGCCGCUCCCAUGUGGCGGGUCACGGCGUUCAUCGGCAACAACAUCGUGACCUCGCAGAUCAUGUGGGAGGGCAUCUGGAUGAGCUGCGUGGUGCAGAGCACCGGCCAGAUGCAGUGCAAGGUGUACGACUCCAUGCUGGCGUUGAGCAAUGACCUUCAGGGCGCCAGAGCUUUGGUGGUGGUUUCCAUCGUCGUUGGCGUUGUUGGGCUCCUGAUUGCUUUUGUCGGGGGGAAGUGCACAAACUUCAUUCCAGAGGAGAAGGCCAAGGCCAAGGCCUCGGUGGCUGCAGGAGCCGUCCUGAUCGUCAGCGGAGUCCUCUGCCUCGUUCCCGUCUCCUGGACGGCCAGCAUCAUCAUCCAGGACUUCUACAACCCUCUGCUGAUGGAUGCGCAGAAACGAGAGAUCGGGGCGUCUCUGUACAUCGGCUGGGGCGCCGCGGCGCUGCUGAUCCUGGGAGGGGGGCUUCUGUGCGCCAGCUGCCCCCCUAAAGAAGAAAACGUCCCCUCUGUGAAGUAUCUGCUGAACAAAUCGGGAGGAAACAGCAAAGGAGAGUCGUACCGAUCAUCCUCACCGACCAAGACGUAUAUUUGAGCCGAACUAGAAUUCGGACAGAAUCUCACCAAAUAUCACUGGUCUGGUUUCUACUGGAAAUAUCUCAGUACACUUGAAAUAGGACAAACUGACUAACA